GAUGGCGGCCCAGGCCGCCUCGAGUAUGAGUGAAAUAUCUUCAUCUGCAAACGGUUCUGAUGCAACCAAGCGGCCUGGAACACCGCAGAUAACACCAUCAGAGCUCAGCCGUCCAGCUAAUUUACAAAGAAUUGCCCAGAGGAAAGCGCAAAUAAAGACUUAUCCGAUCAGAAAAAAGCUAGAGAAACUGGGUGUAUAUUCCUCAUGUAAAGCUGAAGAUUCUUGUAAAUGUAAUGGAUGGAAGAAUCCUAACCCACCACCAACACCUACCAGAGUGGAUCUUUCUCAACCUCUCGCAAACCAAACAGACCCAUGUCGGAGCUGUGGCCACACCUUAGGAGCACACAUCUCUCAUUUACAUGACAUUCCAGAAGAUGAGCUUAACCGACUUCUCUGCAUGGUCAUUGAUGUUGAGAACUUAUUUAUGUGCGUACAUAAGGAGGAAGAUGCUGAUACCAAACAAGUUUACUUUUACCUAUUUAAAAUUCUGAGAAAGGGAAUUCUGCAGAUGUCGAAUGUAACAGUGGAAGGCCCUCUUGGUACACCUCCAUUUGAGAAGCCAAGCAUUGGCAAGGCUGUCCUUAACUUUGUGCUAUACAAGUUUGGUCACCUUCCACAAAGGGAGUGGCAGAUAAUGCAUGAUCUAGCUAAGAUGUUUUUACAUUGCUUAAAUCACUGGAAGCUUGAGACACCAACUGUAAAGAAACAGCACUCCCAGGGUGAAGAACUUGCAGCAUAUAAAGCCAAUUACACAAGAUGGCUAUGCUACUGCCAAGUUCCUGUGUUCUGUGACAGUUUAAAGAAAUAUGAUCCCACUGCUGUGUUUGGAAGGACACUAUUAAGAUCAGUGUUCUCAGUCAUGAGAAGACAGCUCUUGGAGAAAUUCAGAGCAGAAAAAGAGAAAAUGCCGCCUGAUAAGAGAACUAUUGUCUUGACUCACUUCCCAAGAUUUCUGUCAAUGUUAGAAGAAGAAGUGUAUGGUGAGAACUCUCCUGUAUGGGAUGAUGACUUCACUGUUCCCCAGUCGCUGUCUCUAGGUCCAUCAAGACUUGUUUCUCCUUUGACUCCAUUAACAGAUAAAGGGGAUUCCUUGGUAGCUACAGCUAGCUCUGCAGUUGGCUCAAGUUUAUCUUCAAUGUCAUCCAUGCUUCAACUGUCCAGUUCUACCUCACCAACAGAAGGGGAUGUGCCUGUUGAAGUUUUAACUCAGAUUGUUGCGACAAUAUCAGAUCCUUCUGCCAUGCUAGGCCCUGAGGGGGGCCUUUAUCCUGGUACCCAUAGCGCACGUGAUGAGGCAGCGCGCUGCGAGGAGAGAAGAGGUGUCAUCGAAUUUCACGUCGUCGGAAAUUCAUUCACGAGACAGCCCUCAAGGCAGACACUACUUUGGCUGGUUGGAUUACAAAACGUGUUCUCUUAUCAGUUGCCAAGGAUGCCCAAAGAAUACAUCUCUAGACUUGUGUUUGACCCGAAACACAAGACUUUAGCUCUGGUGAAGGACAACAAACCCAUCGGUGGAAUUUGCUUUCGUAUGUUCCCCACUCAGAAUUUCACAGAAAUCGUGUUCUGUGCCGUCACUUCGAAUGAGCAAGUCAAGGGCUAUGGAACACAUCUAAUGAACCACCUCAAGGACUAUCACGUCAAACAUUCUGUUCUGAAUUUUCUCACUUACGCCGACGAGUACGCGAUAGGUUACUUCAAAAAACAGGGGUUCAGUAAGGAUAUUAGAAUGCAGAAGUCAUCCUACAUUGGUUAUAUUAAAGACUACGAAGGUGCCACGUUAAUGCAUUGCGCUAUCAAUUCGCGGAUCCAGUACACUGAAUUCUCCACGAUCAUCAGAAAACAAAAAGAGAUCGUUAAACAACUGAUGGAGAAGAAACAAACUGAAAUCCGUAAAGUGUACCCCGGGCUCAAGUGUUUUCAAGAAGGAGUAAGACAAAUCCCCGUAGAGAGUAUACCAGGAAUCCGUGAAACGGGAUGGAAGCCAUCCUUAACGAAGAGUGAGGAUGACACAGCUGAUGCUGACCACCUACAGACUCAACUAAAAAACAUCCUGACACAAGUCAAGAAUCAUGCCAGCUCGUGGCCUUUCCAAAGACCAGUGGAAAUCUCUGAAGCACCCGAUUAUUAUGAUCACAUCAAAUACCCAAUGGAUCUUCGCACGAUGACCGAUAGGUUAAAAAGUGGUUAUUUCAGCUCGAAGAAGCUGUUUAUCGCCGACAUGAUGAGAAUUUUCACAAACUGCCGAACCUAUAAUGCUCCGGAGACUGAGUACUACAAGUGCGCAAAUACUGUGGAGAGAUUUUUCCUCAGUAAAAUUAAAGAACUCAGAAAGACGAACUGAGCUCCAAUGCCGCAUCAUCUUUCAACCCCAGAGUUGAUUUUCAAGAAGUGAAACUUUUCCUUUGCUAUCAAAACAAUAUCCAGCAAGCAACCACGCCGAAAGAAUGGUUUUGUUUUAAUUCUCUGUACUAAUUUAAAUCAACGCUUACCAGCCGCAAGAAGGGAGCAUUGCCAAAUAGAUCGUAGAAGUUGUAGAUUUUUUUCGGAAACACGCUGUCUCUGACAGAGCAGUACCUCGUUCCCAGGAUCUCUCUUCUUCUUGCUUCAGAGGACGUGAAAUGAUAUGAAAGGAGAAGGUGGACGAGGUUAAACUUGGAUACGAAAAAAAUGGAUGAACGAAUGGAACUUAAAAUGAACAGAAAAAA
Molecule: messenger RNA, 2705 nt
Organism: Pocillopora damicornis (cauliflower coral)
Lineage: Eukaryota; Metazoa; Cnidaria; Anthozoa; Scleractinia; Pocilloporidae
Product: histone acetyltransferase KAT2A
Biological process (GO): chromatin remodeling; positive regulation of transcription by RNA polymerase II
Cellular component (GO): ATAC complex; nucleus
Molecular function (GO): histone H3 acetyltransferase activity; protein binding
Source: RefSeq, a predicted model, not a curated record